Aspergillus bombycis is the source of this 1308-nucleotide messenger RNA. RefSeq names its product BTB/POZ domain-containing protein. Bases 1 to 1308 code for a protein of 435 amino acids. NCBI's taxonomy places the organism in Eukaryota, Fungi, Ascomycota, Eurotiomycetes, Eurotiales, Aspergillaceae. The record is from RefSeq and is a predicted model, not a curated record. The transcript has 4 exons. Gene Ontology annotation, molecular function: protein binding.
AUGACUCCAUGCAACAACCGAGUGUUUCUGUCCAAGCUCCUGAAGUUCACCAUCGGCACUGAUUGUGAAGAAGUUAUCAUCCACAGUGAUAUACUCAAAUCACAUUCAACGCCCUGGUUCGAUAGCGAUGGCGGUAGUUUUACUGGUGAUGAAUCUAUCAUAAUCGAGGACACAGAUAAACAUAUCUUUAGUCUUGCCUGUCAGUACUUGUACACUGGAGACUACUCUAUUACGAUUCCCGGCGACACGCCACCUCCCGGCCUGACAUUUGGUGGACGAGAAAAGGUGGAGCAGGCCCGUGUACUCGAAGGAUGCCUCUUUCGAGACACAGAGACGGUGGAACAAUUCGCGGACUACCUUGUACGGCGGAUUCAGCCACGGCCCUCUGAGGGUUCGCAGGGUAGCUAUAGUCCUACGAUGGAUUAUACCGAAAUGCUUCUCACCCAUGCUCGCCUUCAUGUUUUUGCCGCAAAAUAUGGACUAGAGGAGCUGCGUGACAUCUGCCUCUUCAAGAUGUUGCAUCUCCUGCGUACUUUCCCAAUAUGCCAGGAUCGCACUGGGGAUAUUUAUCCUACGAUGUCGGCUGGAGAAUCUGUUGGCGGCUUACUCGAUCUGUCGUAUGAAGAUUUUACGAAAAUUCAAAUGCCUCUUUACCAUGGCCCUACAGUUAAGAUAAAGAUCGGAGCCGCAACAUACGACGUCUCCAAGUCGCUUAUAUGCAAACACUCGCCGUAUUUUGCUGCAAUGUUCAAGGGAAAUUUUAAAGAAGGGGAAGACCAAUCAGCAGUGCUAGAAGAGGUUGAAGGAGUUGUUUCAAAUAGAAGCAUUCAAUUGCUUCUCCAGUGGUUAUACCUUGGUCGGGUUAUUCUUGGCAAAGAAUCUCCAGCAGAGUGGAUAUCUGCUAUGAUUGAACUCGCAAGACUCGCAGACAUGUUAAGCAUUGAUAGCAUGGAGUCGCCGAUAACUGAGUAUAUCCGAUCAACUAUUUUGGCCAAUCCUACCCCAGACAAUAGAUGGUUUAGAGACCCCAAUACAAAUGUCCACCACAUCACUCCUGGGAAUAUUGACGCAGCGAGUCAUUUACCUAAGGAACACUCAGUUCGAAUGCUACUUGUUAAAGCAGCAAUAGAGGCGUACCUACGCUGCGAUGACUUUAAGUUCUCCGAAGAACUCCGAAACGUACCAGAUUUUGCAGCGGAUAUUCUAGGGGAGUUGAAAAUAGCUCUUAAAAGCGUUACGCUCGAGCAGUAUACACCUUGCCACUUCAAGGACCCUUUGAGCGGGGAAAAGCUACGCUUUCUUGGAUAA